CGCGCCCUCGCCCCUCCAGCUCUGCACAGCCGCUUUUCAGUAAAGCCCCAGCUUGCUCCGGCCCCAAGCUCAGCGGGAGACCGCGGCGGCUCUGUGGGCUCCGCAGCAGUUGCACACACCAUUUUCUCUCGAUGGAAGGCCAACGCCGAAUCCUCCAUUGUCAGCGGCGACUCUAAGCAGGCUGAAGCGGUCCCUGGUCCCAAGCCCGCCCCCUUCGCCCCAGUCCCCCGGCUGCAGCAAGCGGCAUGUGACACACGUCAGUGUCGCAACAGCCAGGACUUAAUGAACUUCCAAUCUCAUGAAAGACCCGGCGCGACUCUAAAAGAGAAUAUCAGAGGGUGUGGGACACAAUCCCUAGGAAUGCGGAUUGGCGGAUGGCACAUGCGCGCCCCAGCAGCUUGCAAGCAGCUAGCCCCCAUGCCGAACGCGGCCCUGGCCGCGCCGGGUACUGUUAGCGCCCGGCAUCGCCGCCCUAGCAACAGCUCGCUGCAGCCGCGAUUUGCUCGCGCGUCAGCAAUGCUGCCGGUCUUGAUCGCGGCACUGGUCGCUGCUUCGCAGCUGGCAGCGGCGACGCGGCGCCCCGAGCAGCCGAAGCCGUCGCCGGCUUACGACGGCAAUGGCAACCAGGAUUCGUGUUUGCACGGCUGCGGAGAGAACUAUAAGCCGGUCUGCUGCAACGGGAAAUGCGAAAAGGGCCCAGAGUUCACUGCAUACGAGUUCUGCCCCUCGCCGCCGUCGGGCGCCGGCGCCUACACCUCGCCGCCCCCCCAGCAGCCCUCGUGCAACCCCGACACGUACCCGUACGUCAACCUGACGUACUACAACCCCCGCGAGUGCCGUACCUACACGCUCUUUGACGUGAACGCGGGCUGCAUGCCGCACUGGGACAAGGCCAAGCGCUACUGCGAGGGCAUUGGCCAGGAGCUGGCGCCCUGGGGCGACUCCGAGUCCGAGGACUCGUGCCGCAAGCUGUGCGCCGCCAACCGCUACACGUGCUGGAUGGGCGGUGACGCACCGGAGGGCCUGUGCAACCUCAUGACCCAGGAGGGCUAUGGCGUGCAGCAGGCCUGCAAGCAACCCGUGCGCUUCGUGUGCCGCACCAAGGAUUCCCGCUGCCCCUACCCGCCUCCCCCUCCUCCUCAGAGCUGCUACGACAAGUGUGUGUACGACAACCCCUGGGUGAACACGGAUGUGCCGUACUGCGACCCCCAGGGCAAGCCCUACCGCAACUACUGCGACGGCCACUGCAAGUGCACCGAGGAGAUCAAGCCCUGCGCGCCACCAGCCUAUUCCCCGCCGCCGCCCUCCCCGUCUCCGCCGUCACCUGAGCCUCCGUCGCCCGAGCCUCCGUCGCCGGAGCCUCCGUCGCCGGAGCCUCCGUCGCCGGAGCCGCCCAGCCCUUCGCCCGUGCCCAUCGGGCAGCCGCCUGCCUAUCCGCCUGCCUACCCUCCGCCCUACCCUCCUCCACCCAGCCCUCCGCCGCCCCCGCCGCCCAGCCCACCUCCCCCGCCGCCGCCCAGCCCGCCCCCGCCUCCCCCGCCCAGCCCGCCCCCGCCCCCACCCAGCCCUCCCCCACCCAGGCCCCACCCGCCCAGCCCCCCGCCAGAAUGCAAGGUCUGCAUCUAUGUCUACAUCGUUGCCACGCCCAAGCCGGAGUCAAGCCCGCCUUUCCGUUACACCAACGAAUCCUGCACCUACAUUAGCAACAUGGUCACGAGCGCCCUGGGCGACGCCUCAGCCUCGAAGGGCGUCAACCUCAUCGCUCCCUUCGCUCUCAAGGAGUGCGGCGGCAAAGGCGUCAAGGUCUGUGCCACCUUCUUCUCAGCUGCCGAGGCCCAGAAGCUGCAGGCCGAGGUAACCGCGCUGCUACAGGCCCUGAACGCCUACGCCGCCAAGAGCUGCAGCAGCGCCAUGCUGUACGGCUACACGCUCGGCGUGAAGGUGAUUGGAUCCCAGUCUUCGGAGGUGUGCCUGACUGGCAGCGUACGGCACACGUGCCCCUAUCCCAGCCCUCCGCCCCCUCCACCGCCCAGCCCGCCUCCGCCGCCGCCGCCGAGCCCUCCUCCUCCUCCUCCUCCACCCAGCCCUCCGCCGCCGCCGCCGCCGAGCCCUCCGCCGCCGCCGCCAAGCCCUCCGCCGCCGCCGCCGCCAAGCCCUCCGCCGCCGCCGCCGCCCAGCCCUCCACCCCCGCCGCCACCGAGCCCUCCUCCACCCAGCCCAGCGCCACCCUACCCGACGCCUCCCAGCCCCGUUCCGCCUAGCCCUCCGCCGCCCUAUCCCCCACCGCCCAGCCCGCCCCCGCCCCCGCCUCCCAGCCCUCCUCCUCCGCCUCCGCCAAGGCCUCCUCCGCCGCCCCCGCCCAGCCCGCCGCCGCCUCCUCCCCCCAGCCCUCCGCCCCCUCCUCCCCCCAGCCCUCCACCCCCUCCUCCCCCCAGCCCACCCCCGCCACCGCCUCCCCGCCCCUCGCCGCCUCCGCCUCCUCCGCCCUGCCGCGUCUGCAUCGAGAUAUACAUCGCCGCGACGCCCAAGCCAGAGUCGAGCUCGCCUUUCCGCUAUGCGCAACAGGACUGCACGUAUCUCAGCCCUCUGAUCACCGGGCCCCUAAACAACGCUUCUGCCUCAAAGGGCCUUGGCAUAACGUCAAACUUCACGCUAACCAGGUGCAGUGACAAGAGCAUCAAGGUUUGUGCGAGCUUCUCCUCGGCUUCCGAGGCAAGGAAGCUGCAGCCGGAGGUGGACGAGCUGCUCAAAGCACUGAAGGACCUGGCUGCCGGCAGCUGCUCCCACGAAACCUACGGCUACACGCUGGGCAUCAGGAUCAUCAGCGAGGGCGGCGCUAAGGAGGAGUGCCUGAAGGGCUCCUUCACGCACUACUGCCCCUACCCCAGCCCGCCUCCGCCGCCGCCUCCCAGCCCUCCACCUCCGCCCCCGCCCAGCCCGCCCCCACCCCCGCCUCCCAGCCCUCUGCCUCCGCCCCCGCCCAGCCCACCGCCCCCUCCUCCGCCCAGCCCGCCCCCGCCCCCGCCACCCAGCCCGCCGCCGCCUCCCCCACCCAGCCCGCCGCCGCCGAGCCCGGAGCCUCCCAGCCCCGCUCCCGCAUACCCACCCUCGUACCCGCCGUCAUACCCGCCCAGCCCUCUGCCCCCUACGCCGCCUCCCCCAUCACCUUCGCCGCCCUCCCCGUCGCCUCUGGGCUGCUACGAGCAGUGCAUCUACAACAACCCCUGGUCCAAGGACGGCGUGCCGUACUGCGACCCCCAGGGCAAGGCCUACAGCAACUACUGCGAGGGACACUGCAAGUGCACGGAGCCGUUGCACCCCUGCGCGCCGCCGCCGGCCUCCUCCCCGCCGCCGCCCUCGUGCAACCCCGACACGUACCCGUACGUCAACCUGACGUACUACAACCCCCGCGAGUGCCGUACCUACACGCUGUUCGACGUGAACGCGGGCUGCAUGCCGCACUGGGACAAAGCCAAGCGCUACUGCGAGGGCAUUGGCCAGGAGCUGGCGCCCUGGGGCGACUCCGAGUCCGAGGACUCGUGCCGCAAGCUGUGCGCUGCCAACCGCUACACGUGCUGGAUGGGCGGCGACGCACCGGAGGGCCUGUGCAACCUCAUGACCCAGGAGGGCUAUGGCGUGCAGCAGGCCUGCGAGCAGCCCGUGCGCUUCGUGUGCCGCACCAAGGAGUCAAGCUGCCCCAGUCCUCCGCCGGCUGUGCCGGUUCGCAGCCCCCCGCCGCCGCCGCGUCCCACCGGGCCCAUGAGCUGCUACGACCAGUGCAAGUAUGACAACCCCUGGGUGAACGCGUCCCUGCCGUACUGCGACCCCAACGGAAAGCCCUUCUCUGACUAUUGCGCGGCCAAGUGCCUGUGCAAGGAGGUGACCAGCCCCUGCCGCCCGCCCAACCCCAACCCGCCUGUGACCGAGAUCGGAACCUGCAUCCAGCGCUGCGACAUCAAGUACCCUAACUGGUACGUGUGGGUGUGCGACAAGGACGGCAACGCCUACCAGAACUGGUGCUACGCCGCCUGCCACGAGUGCGAAUACUACACCAUCUGCAAGCCGCCGCAGGCUGAGGCGCCCAGCUCCGACCACACAUGGAUCGCGCUGACCGAGUCAGGCUACUCCUACAAGAAGUGGGUCGACACCACUGGCGCCGGCGUCACAUACGCCGAGGCUGAAGCCAAGUGUGCGGAGCUGGGCACAAACUGGGAGGUGACGCCCUACGACAACGCGGGCUGGGCGGCGUGCAAGCAGCUGUGCUCCUCCAACCAGGCCGGCUGUUGGCUGAAGCGCGGGCGGCCGCUGGACUGCCCCAUAAUCAACACCGCAGGCCAGCUGUCACUGGCGCCGUGCGGCAGCAACGCGCUGCAGGUGGUGUGCCGCCGCAAGCUGUAAGCUGGUGCGGGGGAGGGUUUCGGAUUCAUUGUUUACUAGUUUUUUUCCUCUGGGCACACAUGCUAGCUUUCUUCUCUUAGUUUGUUUUGGGCUUGGUGCGUGGGGCAGCGGCUGCUGCAGUCACGCACGCCCGCGGUCUCGCCGCGCUAGCUCGACCAUCAUCUGCCGCGGCGUGGCUGUGGUGGUUCCGGAUGUACGCGGUAGUGACACGUUGGUAAUAAGCUGCGUGCGCGCAGCACGUGAAGGCGUUACAAGUAGCGGUGUACGCGCCCCACGCACCGGUUUUUGCAAGCAACAUUACAUUACUAUGGGUAUUGUGUAUCAAGGUAGCAGCAUUGUAUGCAGUCCGGGGGUACCAUGCGUCACCUUGACAACUGCUGUUGUGCAGUUCGUUCACGAUUCCUCCGUACGUUGCUUGUGUAUUCGUGGCCUGAUUUUAGUAAGCCCAGAGGCAUGCGCGUGAGCUGCACUCAACUUGGGCAAAAGAUAAUGGGAAGAAGAUGCGGUAUUGUUUGGUCCCAUCACACACGUGGCGCACAAGUUCUAGCCAGGGCGGGCCUGCCGCAUGCGUUAUCCAACGAGCUUGAUGAGAUAAAGUCAUUAUGGUGCCCCAGAGGCGCGACUAGAGGGGUUUCUACUUCUUGACGCAGGGGGGGGCGCGACGUGCAGUGCAUUCGCCGCUCGCAUGCCGCCGUGCUGUUUGCCUGGAUGCUGCCGUUUGGCCGGACUGUACAUGCAUGCCUUGCACUUGCAGACCUAUUGGCUUAUGUACGCGAUGCGCCACUCCGCCGCUUGCGGUGAUUGAGUUCAGAAGACGGAACUAGCUAAAUGGGAGCGAAGUACGGCCCCGAAGAGUGUGAGACGUACGGAGUUUUACUGGGAGGUUUUAAGGUGAUGACGAUGUGCUAGUAGGCGGCAUGGGGAUGAAGCUUACCGACUAUGCGUUGCCGGACUGCGUCAACCCUUGAGCGAUAGUCAUUCUUUGGAAGAUUUUGAAAUGGAGUUGCUUUUGCCGAAGCUACGGAGUAGGG
Chlamydomonas reinhardtii is the source of this 5429-nucleotide messenger RNA. RefSeq lists its product as uncharacterized. The transcript has 18 exons. Bases 361 to 4398 code for a protein of 1345 amino acids. The record is from RefSeq and is a predicted model, not a curated record. Lineage: Eukaryota; Viridiplantae; Chlorophyta; Chlorophyceae; Chlamydomonadales; Chlamydomonadaceae.